UCGGGCCGCCAAGAUGGCGUCGUCCGCCUCGGCUCGCCCUUCGGCGGGGAAGCGAGUGGUGAACCAGGACGAGCUGCGGCGGCUGAUGAAGGAGAAGCAGCGUCUGAGCACCAACCGGAAGCAGAUCGCGUCGCCUUUCGCCAAGUACAACCGUUUGGGGCAGCUGAGCUGCUCCCUGUGCAACGCCCCGGUGAAGAACGAGCUCCUGUGGCAGACGCACGUCCUGGGAAAGCAGCACCGAGAGAAGGUGGCCGAGCUGAAAGGGGCCAAGGAAGCCGCCCCGGCAGCCAAGAGGAAGUCGCCGGACGCCGAGCCCCGCGAGAGCAAAAGACCGAAGGCCACCCCGGGACCCCAGCCGCAGCCCUCCACCUCCGCCCUCUCGGCCCCCUCGGACAAAGCCGGGAAGGAGAGAGCCGGCCCUGGUAAGCCUCCUUCAGGACUCGGCCUGCUCCCCGACUACGACGAGGAGGAGGAAGAGGAGGAGGAGGAGGCAAAGGCGAAGGGAGGAGAAGGGAAAAGGGGGGACGGGAGCAAGCUGCCGGCGGACGCGCCGGGCAAGGAGCACGCGCUCCCCUCCGCGGCGACGGGCACCCCGCCGGGCCCGUUCCCGGAUGCCCAUCCCCCCAAGGCCCUUGCCAUCAUCCCCCACUCGGGGUCCAUUGAGAAAGCCGAGAUCCACGAGAGGGUGGUGGAAAGGCGAGAAAACACGGCGGAAGCGCUCCCCGAGGGCUUCUUCGACGACCCGGAGGUCGACGCGCGGGUGCGCAAGGUCGACGCCCCCAAGGAUCAGAUGGACAAGGAGUGGGACGAGUUUCAGAAGGCCAUGAGGCAGGUCAACACCAUUUCCGAGGCCAUCGUCGCCGAGGAGGAUGAGGAGGGACGUUUGGACCGCCAGAUUGGGGAGAUCGACGAGCAGAUCGAGUGUUACCGUCGGGUGGAGAAGCUGCGGAACCGGCAGGAUGAAAUCAAAAGCAGACUCAAGGAGGUCUUCACCAUCAAGGAGCUGCAGAAGAAGGAAGAGGAGAAUGUGGACAGCGACGACGAGGGAGAACUGCAGGACCUGCUGUCUCAGGACUGGAGGGUGAAAGGGGCUUUGUUAUAGCAGCCGAGAGACCCACCGCUCUAACCCUCCAGCUGUAUACAAAGUGUCUAAUUCUACUGCUCGCUCUUGCCUAGGGGUCUGGUCACUUAAACUGUGAACUUGAGAAUUUCGGGAGGUACUGCUUUGGAAACCUGAGUGUUAGGUGCUGAAAGGCCAACUUUUAUUUACACACCUUUACUUGACAUGUAUAGUAUAGACUUGUGGUUUGUGCAAGCUGUAAAUAUUGUACAAAGUUCAGUAUAUAUUUACCUAAGCACUUUUUUGAAAUUUAUAACCAGGCUGGCAGACAAACUUUUGGUUGAAUACAAAAUGUGCUAUUUGAGA
This is a messenger RNA of Sorex fumeus (smoky shrew), 1426 nucleotides long. RefSeq names its product zinc finger protein 830 (gene ZNF830). The record is from RefSeq and is a predicted model, not a curated record. Bases 14 to 1102 code for a protein of 362 amino acids. Gene Ontology annotation, biological process: nuclear DNA replication; mitotic DNA replication checkpoint signaling; mitotic DNA damage checkpoint signaling. Lineage: Eukaryota; Metazoa; Chordata; Mammalia; Eulipotyphla; Soricidae. Gene Ontology annotation, molecular function: zinc ion binding; nucleic acid binding. Gene Ontology annotation, cellular component: spliceosomal complex; nucleus. The transcript has a single exon.